CGAUUUUCUCUUACUUUGGGUGUAUAGCAACCGGGGGGUGGGCGAGAUUAUGCCAGUUUGAAAUGGCGAACAAUAAUACCCGUCCGAGGAGGAAUAUACAGGGCCCACAUUCGGCUCUAACGGAUUUCCUCGCCUCGCAUAAUAUAUCUGCUGCUGCGAUUCGUGAUAGCUAUCAGCGACGCGUUGCAGACGCGGCUCAACAAAAUGAUGUCGAAAGCACGGUUGAUACGCCUGAGGAUGAAGAGGAGGACUCUGUCUACGAGGAGGUCGAGGCUACGAGAAAGCGGGCUCGUAGGAAUCUCGCUACCGCAAAAGCCAAUGCAAAGAAGAAGCAUAAGGCUAAGCGAUCUGGAGAUCAUGAAGACAGCGACGACGACGACGACGAGCUUCUGGAGACAAUGAUGUAUCAGAAAAGAAAAGCGGUCCCAGGGCAGCUAGCCAACUGUGAAAUUUGCAGCAAGCGAUUCACUGUCACGCCCUACAGUAAAAGUGGACCUGAAGGCGGACUCUUAUGUACCCAAUGCUCUAAAAAGCAGACAGCAGAGGAGAAGAAAGCAAAGGCAAAAGUUCGCAAACCUUCGAAAAGAGGGCGCCGCCAAAACUAUAGCAACUUACUUGACGGCAUUGCGCAAAGUGGUGCUUUUAGCCUGUUAGAAACGUGUAUUAAGAAAGUGGCGGAUAGCAUACAUGAUAUCGACGAGUUUGGCGAUUUGCCGGAGGGUCUCCUGCAUCGUUUAAGCCAAAUUUUAUCAAAGAGGCGCGUCAUGACUCCUAGGACAUUAGAACUUUUCCUUCGGCGCGAUGUUAGCAGCAUUGACAUCUAUGACUGUGCCAAACUCGAGACAGAGGACUUCCAGAAAAUCUUCGCCUUCAUGCCGUAUCUCGAAAGGGUCAAUCUUCGUUGUGCUGGUCAAUUUAAAGAUUCCACUUUGGAGUACAUCACGGGUAGAGAGUCCCAUAUUAGGGAGUUGCAACUCGACUCCUCUAAUCUUGUGUCGGAUGAAUGCUGGCAAAAGUUCUUUAAAACUUGUGGCCAUAAGCUGGAGAGCCUGAAGCUGUCAAACCUGGACUGCUCCAUGGGAGACGAAACCAUUGAACAGAUGGUGAAGAACUGCCAGAACCUACGUCGUUUGAAGAUAAAGGAAUGUUGGAGACCCGGAAACGAGUCGUUGAAGUCGAUUUCCACCUUAACGAGACUCGAGCAUCUGUCUUUGGACUUUAUGCAGGAGACAGAUUUAGAGACCCUCGGUCAACUCAUUCACAACGUUGGGCCUAACCUUCGAACGCUCUCGCUGCGAGGCUUUAAAAAUGCAGACGACCGUAUACUGGAAGCAGUUCAUCAGCGAUGUAAGCGGCUCAACAAGUUACGAUUUGCAGACAACGCUACUUGUACCGACAAGGGCUAUGCACAUCUCUUUACCAAUUGGCAAGCUCCCCCGUUGGCUUUUAUCGAUCUUUCCGGUGCUCGCCAUAUCGAUAACGCGGUGCCGGAUGGGCCUGAGGAGCCGGUUGGUCUUGCGUCGGAAGGUUUCAAGGCACUGAUGGAGCAUUCCGGCGAUAAAAUCGAAACGCUCAACAUCAGCUCUUGUCGUCAUGUGUCAUUUGAUGCCUUUGCCUCAACCUUUGAUGAAAGUCGAACUUAUCCCAAGCUAAAGGAGCUAGACAUCUCCUUUCACACCAAGGUAGACGAUUUUCUUGUCAAUAGCAUUUUCAAGUGCUGCCCGGCAUUGAGAAGGCUCAUCGCCUUUGCCUGCUUCAAUAUCACGGGCGCCAAGGUCCCUUCUGGGGUUGCCCUGAUCGGUGGAGUCAAUGCCUGUAGCUCAAUUGCUAUCGAAGAUGGCGUGGCAUGAUACAUUGGCUGGCGAUGGGUUCACUCGAACUGUGUCGAAAUAGAGUGGUUGGCUCCAUGGCCGGUUUUUCAAACGCUUGGUGCAUUGGUGGAAGUUAAGCGAUAGUAAGAGUAAACUACAGACUCCGAACACUCGGUGCCUGGGAGACAAGCCAAGGAUGCAUGUACUCCGUAUCAGUACAUUUAUCUGUGACGUACCCCGUAACCCCGUAGAGGUAUUGUUGUUCAGCAUAUGAAAGCGAUAAAUUGGUAUUCAAG
Molecule: messenger RNA, 2107 nt
Organism: Coccidioides posadasii C735 delta SOWgp
Lineage: Eukaryota; Fungi; Ascomycota; Eurotiomycetes; Onygenales; Onygenaceae
Biological process (GO): SCF-dependent proteasomal ubiquitin-dependent protein catabolic process
Cellular component (GO): SCF ubiquitin ligase complex
Source: RefSeq, a predicted model, not a curated record